GAAGGCAGAGCAGAAAGUCACAGGACUCCACAAGGCCUUGACGGAUCGCCAAAGUAUGUGGGAACGCUACGAGAAGGAUCUAAAAGCCAGCUACCGCAAAGAGCAUGCCAAGUUCCAAAGAGACAUGCUCAAGUUGAAGGAGGACCUCACCAAAGCCACGGAUGUGCAGGAGACAGCCCGCAAGGCGGAAAGCACGGCGAAGAACGAUGCCCAGGAGGUCAUACGACGGGCUCUGGAAGCGAAUCGGAGGCAAGCUCCGCAGGAGCUCAUGCACCACGAAACUGGAGCUGCAAUGUCGGAUGUUGCCCGUGGACCGCCGGAGGGUGGACACCCAAUUGGGCCACCCGGCUUGGUGGCACCUACAGCAGCCCCCGGGGAGGGCUCUACGGAUGCUGCGGCUCCGCCACCAGAAUGGAUGAUGAGUGGUUUCGCGGCCUUCACGGAUGGCGGCGGUGGAACUCCCCACUUGGAUCCCUACAUGUCCAGCCCGGGGAAUCUGAGGGUUUCGACCAAUACGUCGCCGACGCAACACUACAAGUCGGCAGACGGUGUCCGAUUGUCAGUCAAGACAAGGAGUGCCUUAGCCCCAUUUGGUGUUCUUCCGCCUGGGCACCCGGGGAACGAGGGCAGAGCCACAGAGAUCAAGGCUCGUUUGGGAGGCUUUUCCUUGCUGGACGACGACAAAGACCUCGGAGGUCAAGACAC
Messenger RNA from Symbiodinium sp. CCMP2456, 705 nucleotides. Lineage: Eukaryota; Dinophyceae; Suessiales; Symbiodiniaceae. The record is from the annotation of a GenBank genome assembly.